ACCUCACAGGAGUCGGAGAACUUUAAUUUUUCUUUUUUUCUGGAAGGGGGUUUUCUCGUCGAGGGUAGUUUUGGUAAAACGACCUGCUUGCCCGGAGCACCUGGUUUUUCCCGUCAAUUUUUCCACUUCCGCCGGCGCUUCCGUCAAGCGGCCGCCGAGGAACUCCCGCGGCGCUCUUCGUCCUUCUUCCGGCAGAUCCGUCCGUUUUUAGGCCGUCCCGUCGCCGAUGAUCCCCCAACUUCACCUGGUUGAUGGAAUAUGAAGAGCUUGGGUGUCUAAUGAUCAAUCUCGAUACAUAGUCCCAUUUGUCGCUACAAUUGAGGCUUACGUAGGGGACUGAGGGUAAUACGCUUGACUUUCAGGAUUAUAUGAUGAUUUCCCUCUGCAUAUCGUCGUGUUUACUGGAGGACCUGUAUGCUGUACUGGAAGUGUGAGAGCAUCUAGAGAAUUGGUAGCCCAGGGACGUGCCUAGCCUGAUAUGGAAGAAGAGAUACAUGGCUUGGAGAGAGGGGCAUAUAAUGCCGUCCUGAAAGCUUUUAUUGCUCAAUCAGAUGAUCUUUCUUGGACCAGGUUCUUCAAUGAAAAUGACCCGCUGAGUUCUUUUCAGUCCAAAGAAAAACUCAUGUCUGAGUUAAGGAAGGAGCUUAGGGUUUCAGAUGUUGAGCACAGAGAAAGCUUAGCUAUAGUUGAUUCAGAUGAUUUGCUCAGACUUAUAAGGGAGUGGAGGACAGGAGGUGCCAGGCCUCAGGAACUUUUACCAGUUACUGCUGGUAUGGUUUCUAGUUCAACAAGUCUAUCCCGCAAGAAACUGAAAACAGCACAUCUCACCACGGCAGCAUCUCCAAACUGUUUGCCUUGGGUGCAAUCCACAUCAGCACUCCCUUCAGGCCAUCUUGUGGUUUCGUCGUCAAAUUAUAUGCUGGCCCAUACACAAGCUUCACCUGCAGCAAUUCCUUCUGUGCAUAAGAGAGACAACAAAUGGAUUGAAGAAAAACCUGUAAAUCAAGGAAAGACUGAAGGGGCUGUGAAACCUGUGCCAGGCAAAGGAAGGGGAGCUCUUAAAGUACAUUUUGGCAAGAAUUAUGCCCCUUUACCAGGUGGUGGUGUCAAGAAAGGCACGGACAAGAUUGAAAUUCGUGACACACGCAUAAUUCUUAAUGAGGUUGAAAGGGUAUGUGGAGUAGCAAGUCCUGAUCCUGUUCUGGUAGAGAAAGCCAAAUCGAUUCUCAAAGAACACGAGCAAUCCCUCCUUGAUGCUAUUGAAAAGCUUGGCAGUAUGUCAGAUUUUGGUGUUUCUCUGGAACAAGGUUAUACUCAAGGUGAACGCUUGAGGACCUAUGGAAGUGAAGGAUCUGAUGGCGAUCAACCUGAUAAGGCACACAUCAAAUCUGCUGAUCGUCGAAGAAAGCAAUAAAGGCCAAAGCUUUUUAUUUGUAUCAUAUGGAAGCUGAUCUGUAAAUUCCCCAUGCCAUUUAAUCACCCAAGAUGGUAUCCUUUUUUGUACAUUCCAAUUAAUUAGGUUCUACAGGUAAGACCACUGUGUUUUGUCGGGGCCUCUUUCUGCGCUAGGUUAAGUUGUUCAUUGUGACCCAUUCUCUUGCCACAGCAUCUGUAUCCUUAGUUGCUUUGUACUUUUACAAAGAAAGUGAUCGAUAUUUUCAUUUCUC
Messenger RNA from Nymphaea colorata (pocket water lily), 1667 nucleotides. Its product is annotated as protein EMSY-LIKE 3-like. Lineage: Eukaryota; Viridiplantae; Streptophyta; Magnoliopsida; Nymphaeales; Nymphaeaceae. The record is from RefSeq and is a predicted model, not a curated record. The transcript has 9 exons. Gene Ontology annotation, biological process: defense response to fungus. The coding region runs from base 479 to 1414 and encodes 311 amino acids.